AUAAUUCAAUCUCGUUUGACUAGUAUUGAAUACUAGAAGUAUGAAGGUGCACUGUUAUCUUUUUGGGAUUUUUGCAGUACUUACAUCUUUGGCUCUCUGCAAUGGCCACUUUGAAGAUCAUAAUAAAGUAACAUUAGAUGAAGUCCAACAGAAUCCGAUGGAUUCUAGAAUUUUUCACGAUGAAGAACAUGUGAGAGAUCAUUUGAAAGAUGCAAAGCUUGCCGAUGAAAAGAUUUCAGAUGAAGAAAUUGAAUUUCACAUUUUCGAACAGCACGAUAGUGAUCACAAUUUGGCCUUAGAUGGAAUUGAAUUCCGACAGAUAUUUUUACAUUACUUUCAUAAUGAAACUAUGUCUACAGUAGAAUAUCACAAUCUAUUAAAAUCAGUGCAUAGAAUCGUUGACAUCUGCCUAAAUUCAUUUGAUCGAGAUAACGACGGAUUUCUGCAAUAUCAUGAGUACAGAAAGGCUACAUUGGCGAUAAAUAAUGUAGUUACUGAAGAAUUGUCGAAAGCGAAAAAUUAG
This is a messenger RNA of Dimorphilus gyrociliatus, 523 nucleotides long. The record is from the annotation of a GenBank genome assembly. NCBI's taxonomy places the organism in Eukaryota, Metazoa, Annelida, Polychaeta, Dinophilidae.